Molecule: messenger RNA, 4299 nt
Organism: Priceomyces carsonii
Lineage: Eukaryota; Fungi; Ascomycota; Pichiomycetes; Serinales; Debaryomycetaceae
Product: tRNA methylation protein
Exons: 1
Coding region: 1-4299 (1432 amino acids)
Biological process (GO): tRNA methylation
Cellular component (GO): cytosol
Molecular function (GO): protein binding
Source: RefSeq, a predicted model, not a curated record
AUGCUGAUACAAGAGGACGUAUGUUCUGAAGUGAAGGAAAGCCAGUUUGAAACACUAAAUAAGAUUAAACAACGGCUCAUUUCAAUCAAGACUCAAAAGACUUCAAGCGAUGAGCUCAUCGCUUUAUUCGAUUCUCUCUCUCAGAUACACGAUAACAUUCAAGGAACCGACAAUUUACGGGUUGUCGUCAAUGAUACUUUAGCAAUAUGGUUUUUGAAAGCUUCGAAGUUCUGUAUAGCUACAAAGGGCUGUAUCAAAAUCUCCAAACCAAAGAUAAUAGAAUUGUUUAACUAUGCGAUUGAUUUUCUUCAAGUGAGUAAAGGGCCACUAAUGAAUUCACUUAAAGCAUUAAUAGAUCGAAUGAUUCAAUUUGUUGGCUAUAUGAAUGACAGCGAUGUGAUAUUUUGCUCUUUUGUUGAUUCCGCCAUGCUGAUAGAUGAGAAUUCUAAGCAGAUGUAUCAUUUAAUAGAGACUUUAUCAAAGAAGCAUAAGUCAGAUUACAUUUCGAAAACGUUCCCUCACUUUGUAGGGUUUUGCAUCCAGAAUAUGUCAGCUACUUCUUUGGCCCCUUCAAUAGGUAAAUGCCUAGUCUCACUUUACAAGACUUCACAAUGGUGCGAUGAAGAAUGGGUAGGGCUAAUUACUGGUGGUUUAAAAGAUCCCGACCUAACAGAGAACUUACAGAAAUAUCUUCUCCCCAGCUUUGCAGCAGCUUUUCCAUCCCUUUUUUCCAAUAUUACUAGAUACAUUUUGUCAGAAGUUUCAGGUGACAGAGAAGCUGAUUUGGUGGUGAGCAUCCUAAGCAUAGGCAGGACGCUGUCUUCACCUAAUAUCCUUAACGAUGAUCUAGUUCCUAUAGAGUUUUUGACGAAUCUCUUAUAUCAUGAAAACUCUAAGUUUAGGUUGAACGCUCUAGCAUUAUUGUUAAACACUACCAAGACUUCAAAUCCAAUUCCGAAAGCCGCAUACGAGAUUGUUAUAAAGGGUGGUUUAAUACAAAUAUUCAUGGACGAUAGUGAUAAUGACGUGAGGGCAGAAUUUGUUUCAAUUUUGAAUAGAUUUUUGAUUUGGGUAAAGGGUUCAUUGCAUUCGUCUCAUAGGGCAUUGGAAAAGCUAAAAAAUGCAAACAUAGAAGUGAGUCAUGAGAAUAACUUGCGUCAAAACUUAGAAAAUGGCAGAACUUUCAUAUCCUUUUUAGUGGAGACUAUUCCAGUUUAUAUGCUUCCAGGCUCAACUUAUCCUGAAAUGAUCGUUAGCUAUAACUUACUCCAAAGUUUGAUAGAUCUAGAUUUCGACAGUCAAGAUCGAGAGAAAUUGUCUACUAGCGAUAAAAACUUUGUACAAUAUCCAUUUGACUUGACGAUUUAUACUCCAAAACUUAUAAGUUUCUUAAUUACUAAUAUUUUCAAUAAUUAUGACGAUAUUAGAAAUAUGAGCAGCUGCCUAUUAUUGAAGUGCCCUAAGAACUCUUUAGUGGAGUUCAUAUCUGUUAAUGAGACUGAACUAAUUGAGAUGGCGAUAAAUAUCUCAUUUGAAAUAAAGGGAAGAAAAUCAGACGGUGCCUCAAAAUUCUUUGAAUUCUUGACAAUUUAUUAUAUUAGGUUUCUUAGUAACGAUAAAAAAGUUAUGGAACUAGUUGAUUUGUUAGUCAGCACAUUAGAAACUGGUUUAAAAAACUUGGACCUUAUCAGCUUGUCGAAAGAGCUGCAGGUUCAUGAGUAUUUUGCCAGUAUAACGCAGAUCUUAGCAAUUUUGCUAGGUGAAAAAAGUUUCAAAAACUAUAUUUCUGAGCUAACUCCGAGUCUUAAGCGUUCUAUCUUUGUUCUCUGGGACAAGAUUGGGCCAGUAUUGUCAGGGCCUUUCGGCGAGGCGUAUGAUUCUUUAAACGAAAGGGCAAUUUUGAGUUUCAGCUGGAGAGCUUUGCAAUCUUCUAACCUGUUAUUGGUUUUACUUCAACGCACCUACAAAUUGGACAAAAUGAUAUCCGUCGAUGAUUUUUUGUCUUUUACAGUUCUAAUAAUUCUGCAAUUGAAUCAUAUCUCCCACAGGGGUGCUUUCAUGUCAGUUUAUCCUUCUUUCAUCUCCAGCUGUGAAAUAUGUCUUUCAGAAUUUGAAUUGAAGGAACACCCAAGGAAAUGGCUUCAAUCAAAUUUAGACUUGGUUACCUCAAAAUCUCAGUUAAUCAGCAGGAGAUCUGGUAGUUUACCAUAUUUGAUUACAGCAAUAUUAGUAGCUGAACAAAAGUCAUGCUCUUCUAAAGACUUAGCAAAAUAUGCAACUCAAAGGUUAUUUAAUAUUGCUGAAAUACCAUUGAAAUAUGACGAGAAAUUUGAUAUCCCUCAGGUUCAUGCUUUCAAUUGCUUACAGCAGAUCUUUGAUGAUACUGCAUUAAAUUCUGUAUGUCAAGACAUAUUAGCUUCCUCUUUAAACCUUGCGAUCACUAACUUCAGCUCACCGAGCUGGUCUAUAAGAAAUUGUUCUGUUAUGCUUUAUACAUCUUUAAGGCAAAAGGUGUUUGGAAAGACUAAAAUGGACUCCAAAUCAAGCAAAAUAAAUUCCAAAGUUUUUUUUGCAAGAUAUCAAGGUAUUCAAGUGAUACUUCUUGAAAGUUUAAAAACCUGUAUGAAUAAUGAACAGCUAACUUCAGCUCUAUUCCCAGCUCUAGAUAUCUUGGCAAAUUUGCAUUUCAGCGACGAUAUAUCGGUUUCGGAGUUUUAUCCAUUGCUUGAAAAGCUUUUGGGGAGUCCAAGUUGGAAUAUACGUCAAAUGGCUGCCCAUGCUUUAGUAGAGACAUUGGAGAAUGACAUAAUACUAGAAACAAUGAGUCGGAUGAUGUCCAAUUUUUCAGAAAUUUCCUUCAAUAAGAUUCAUGGCAAUCUAUUAUUUAUUCUUCAAGCAAUCAAAAGGUAUCAAUCUUCUGAUAAAAGUGAAGUGUCUUCACUGUUCGAACAGCUUCUGACGAAUUUUUUCAUUAACUUAUUUGGAAAAGGGAAGAACUUUCAUUGGGUGAUUUACGGUGCAUAUGUUAAUAUCGUGAUGGCUUUUUAUGAUGGAUCAAAUAAAGAGCUUUCCCGUACUCAUUUGAAUGCUCUUGGAAACUUCUUUCUAAAAAAUGUAACUUUUAAUUACCACCUAUUAGAUGGGGCGAGAGACGUCUGCAUGUCUUCAUUAUUGCAUCUUUUAGUUCAAGAGUAUACAAAGAAAAAGAAUUCGGAAGACGUGGUUGACUUAAUUUGUCUAGGUGUAACUUGUGAGUCCUCUUCUAUUCGGAUGAAGUCCCUACAAUUAGGACAAAGUAAUGCUCAAAUUUUAGGAGAGUGUCCUUAUUUCAUAGAUCUAUUAUGGAGCUCAAUAGAAAGAGAGCAAUUUGGCUUGCUUAAGUCAAAGGGAAUAGACUUAUUAUGUGAAAUUUCAAGUUAUAAGAUUGGGAAAAAAGAGGUUUCUUUGACGUCUACCUUAAGGGAACUCGUAACUGAAGGUUUGACCGUAGAUGCCAGAUGUUCUUCUUUAGUCUAUUUGGCCCUGAUAGGGUCAAUUCUACCGAAAGAAGACCUUACACUCGUUGUGCUGCUCGGUAAGGAACUUUAUGAUGACAAAAAUAUCUUCCAAAAGAGACUGGCAGCCAUUUCUGCAAUGGCCAGUGUUAUAAACAAAUCACAUUAUGAGCAUCAUUUAGAUCUCGAUGCUCUUUGUGUUUUAUUCUAUGGCUUAUAUGAUAAUGAAGAAGAAAUACGGCUCCAAUCUUCUCGUAGCUUGUCGAAGCUCUUCGGACAGAAAUAUCCGAUGUCCCCUCAAGCUGUUAUCAAAAGUUUUGAAACAGAGAUUCAAUCUCUCUUAGAUCCAACCUGUUUUCAGAUUUUGGCGACAACAAUAUUCCUCUCUCAAGGAACUAACAAAUUAGUCAAGGUCUUACCUUCUAGUGUCGACAACGACUUUCUUGAUUGGGAGGAUAUUAAUCUAUAUAAGAACAGAUUCCGACUAGCACAGGUGAUUUCUUCGAUGAUAUCUAAAGCACACCUUUCAAAUUCCAAUAUACUGAAGUUAACACAGAGGGCAUUAGAGGAGCUAGAGCAAAUUAUAGACAUUAUGCAUCGCAAACAGUCCGAUGGAAUAAUUGGUUGGUCUAUUGAUAAAUUUUAUUUCAAUGUCGUACUGAUUGCAUUAAUUGACAUCCACGCUGUUCUACAUGUUUCCUCUAACCAUGAAAUUCAAGCUAAGUUAGAGCUGUUCAGAGGUCUUUGCAAGAAAUACAAGUUAAAUUCUAUUUUUGACGUGUUUUUUUUGCAAUUGAUGCCAUAG